GUUUUGACACAGAGGAAGAGCUGUCAAACGUUUGUUUGGGUGGUGAAGGUUUGCAGUUAUUUUGCAAGAUUGGUAUAAAAUUGACCAAAUAAUAGUAAUAAUUGAAAGAGAGUGUGUGUUUUCUAACUCCGAUAAAGUUACAAUCAACUCUAGCAUCUUUGUGUGCGUGUAAUUUGGUUGGUAGUUGGCCAAAACAAAAUCGUACUCAGCUCCUGUCCUCAUUCGCAACAUAACUGAACACCUACUUGGAGGUUGGAAUAUUUCGGCGUAAAAGCAUUUUACGUGCUAUGCACUUAAAAAAAGUUGAAUACCAAACGUAACAGCCUGGGUGUACUCCACAACCUAGAACCGGAUACAUUGCAUCCUACCAGCACCUCAGUGACGCAGAGCACCGCAGAGCAUAAGCACAGCAUAGCAAUGUUGAUGUGAACCAUUGUUUGCAUGGCUGUCAAACAGCUCGACACCACGCUUUUUGGAGCGCUCCCAGCGAACGAGGAUGAAGUUGAGCGAGUUCACCUUGUACUGUGACCAAUUGGUCCAUGCGUCACGCAACUGCGCCGACCGUUGGCGAUGGGUGCGGGAGAAGGAGCCGGGCUACCUAUGUCUGGAGACAGUACGGCAUGUGCGGAGCACCGAAUCGAACCCCCAGACCGAGGUGCUGGAGGGCAUGGCCGAGCUGGACGUGGAAGAUGAUCCGUGCCUGGCCGCUGUCGGUGGUGGGCAGCCUACCGCCCGGAUGCUAGCGUUCGAGUAUCACGUGCUGUACUGUGAAAGCUACGAGGUACCUACACUGCUGUUUAACAUAUACGAGGAAGGUGGCGCUCGGUUAAACCUGGAGGAAGCAUGGGAGGUGCUGCAGAUUAGCGGAUGCGUACCACCGGACGAGCGGUACAGUGCGAUCACGAUGGUGCACCAUCCGGUACUGUACCGGCCGUACCUGAAGCUGCAUCCUUGCAAAACAGCCGAACUGAUCGGCUCACUCUCCGGCAGCACGAACCCGGUACUGUCUUUCCUUACGACCUACGCGCCGUACGUUAAUCUGGAGCAAGAUGAGCUGGCUCGGGCGUUGCAAUCGGAUGGUAAAAAAGAAACCGGCGAGUAAUGCACCAUGUGAUCAGCAAGACUGCAACACUGAAUGCGGUCUAUGCAAGUAGAGUAAGCAUGCGAUACGUAAAAAUAAAAUUAAAGCUUUGAUUUUGUGA
Molecule: messenger RNA, 1202 nt
Organism: Anopheles arabiensis
Lineage: Eukaryota; Metazoa; Arthropoda; Insecta; Diptera; Culicidae
Gene: Atg10
Product: ubiquitin-like-conjugating enzyme ATG10
Exons: 3
Coding region: 497-1102 (201 amino acids)
Biological process (GO): protein lipidation; protein modification by small protein conjugation; macroautophagy
Cellular component (GO): intracellular anatomical structure
Molecular function (GO): Atg12 transferase activity
Source: RefSeq, a predicted model, not a curated record